Molecule: messenger RNA, 1228 nt
Organism: Caenorhabditis elegans
Lineage: Eukaryota; Metazoa; Nematoda; Chromadorea; Rhabditida; Rhabditidae
Gene: C41H7.2
Product: STI1 domain-containing protein
Exons: 8
Coding region: 15-1058 (347 amino acids)
Source: RefSeq, marked reviewed
AGAUCGGGGAAAAAAUGUCCCAAGAGCAGCUCGCGGAGCAAUCCCGACGAGAAUUUCAAUAUCAAAUGCAGAUGCUCCAGCAGCGCGUCUUGCAGCAAGGGCAGGCUUGGCCAAUGCCGGGAGCUCAGCAGCUCCAACAAAUGCUCCUGGCUCAGCAAUUCAUGAUGCAGCAGUUUCGGGCUCAGCAACUCCCCGCAUCCUUCCAACUCGAUCCAGCUGCUCCACAGCUUGUCAAAGCUCCGGUGAAGAAAACGAGGCGCCGAAAAACCACCGAAAAGCCCAAACCACCGCAGCCUACAAUAUCUAAAGAAGCACCAGAAAAUCCCAAAACUUACAAAACGUACCAAGUCCCUCAAUUUGAGCGUGGUGAGACCCUUCGGCACUAUUUGGCGUGUAUGAUUGCAAAUCUACCAAUGGACAAGCGUCAGGAGAGCCUCUCCCCAUGCCCCACAGCUUCCCGUCAAUCUUCCCACAGCAUUGCCUCAAUUUUGAACCUGGAACCCCCCAGCGACAUCUCCAUAGCCUUAGCAAUUCUCAAGGAGCACGAGACCUCCGUUGACUUGUGCAGGAUCUCAGAUUCAGUGAUGGCGGCGUUGAAGCUGGAGCCAACGGUUGCGGAGCCCGAGGCUCCUAGAGCUUCGAUGGGGAGUCGGAAGAGAAAAAGUACCCCGACGAGAAAGUUAUCCGGACAAUUUGAGGAUGCUUUGAUGGAAAUUGUGGACGCACCUCCAGUCAAAUGCUCGAAGAGCCAAGCCAAAAGUUCUCAAAAGCUCAACCAACUUCUAGAUUCUCUAAUGGAAAGAGCUAGCUCAUUUCAAGCUGCUGAGCCCCAAGCUGCCGAGCCCCAAGCUGCUGUGCCCAUAGCUACUGAGCCCCAGGAAAACUCAGAGUUCGAGCAGUUUUUGAAGUCCGCCAUGGAGAUUGCCCGUUCUUCUGAGAGUUCCGUCUCACCAGAAAAUGGAGACGAGAGGCAUCUUGCAAAUGUUCGGGAAGAAAUCGGCGGGCUCCCGGUGGAAAAUCAAGAGCAGGAAUCUAAAAAACAACAAAUUGAGCUAUAAUAUGCCGGAUGAGCACUUUGAUGGAGCCCUAAUGGAGGCGAAAAUCCUGCGGGUUCUGAAUCGCAUGACUCCGGAGCAAGGAGCACUCAUGGAGAGAGCAUUUUAUAAUACUUUAUUAACAGUUUAAGCGUUUUUUUCAUAUAUUUUAUUAAUGAAACUUUUAUUUAAAA